GUUACGCCAGGAUUCAAGAGCCAACAUGCGGGAAGAGCAUGGUGGAACAGUCGCCAAGGCUCUCCUUCUCGUCGGGGGAUUCGUGGCCAAGGCAUGUGCCGAAGGCUCGAAUAUUCCCAUGGAUCACAUAAUGCGGCACUUGUACUCCUCGUCCGCUGUCUGCGCGGAUGAAGCGGAUGCCUGCAUUGCGUCUACCAGUUGCGUGUCUUGCGACGAGACCUUCUUGGGAAAUUUCGACGGAUGCUUUGCUUCGUUCAGCAGCGCCUCCACAUGCGAUGACUUUUUCGACGCCUUGUGCUGUACGGUGGAAGGCUGCGAGGACAACGAGGAAUAUGCCGACAUCGUGGGCUGUGUAUAUGCGGACCUUGGUUGCGGAGUCAUUGACAUCGGUGAUUGUCCAGGAGGCAGCGGAGCGACAGAUUCCGGCUCCGACACCACCACGGACUCCACAACCUCAAGCAGCGAUUGUCCCACCGAAGUCUCGGCUUGUAGCGCGGAUAACGAGUGCUUAUUCUGCACCCAGGCGUACGUUGACACCGCGGAGGGAUGCUUUGCUUCAGCGACUGGUUCCACCUGCGACGAUCUUGAAGAAGCUGUGUGCUGUGCGGUGGAUGGCUGCGAGGACAACGUCGCGCUCAAUGACCUCUUAGCCUGCUUGAAUUCGGAUUCUCCCUGCUCCAUCGACAUCGGAGAUUGCGCAUCAGACGGAAGCCGGGGCAAUUACGGCUCCGACACCACCACCGACACCGAUUCCGCGGGCUACCUGACGACACCGACAAUCACUCCCACAACCGACAGCAUGUACCCCUCGAUGACGACGAGCGAGACCGAAUGCGCCAUUGAAGUGGAGGCUUGCAACGAUGACACGGAGUGCGUAGACUGCGCCACGUCGUAUGCUGCACUCGUGGAGGGAUGCAUUGAGUCAGCGGGUGGUACCACCUGCGACGAUCUUGAAGGAGCUGUGUGCUGUGCGGUGGAUGGCUGCGAGGACAACGAUGCGCUCAAUGACCUCUUAGGUGCGUUCCUGGUUGUCUUGUGUCUGCGGAAAUCGCUCGCCUGCUCCAUUGCGGAUACUGGUUGCUCCAUCGACAUCGGAGAUUGCGCAUCAGACGGAAGCCGGGGCAAUUACGGCUCCGACACCACCACCGACACCGAUUCCGCGGGCUACCUGACGACACCGACAAUCACUCCCACAACCGACAGCAUGUACCCCUCGAUGACGACGAGCGAGACCGAAUGCGCCAUUGAAGUGGAGGCUUGCAACGAUGACACGGAGUGCGUAGACUGCGCCACGUCGUAUGCUGCACUCGUGGAGGGAUGCAUUGAGUCAGCGGGUGGUACCACCUGCGACGAUCUUGAAGGAGCUGUGUGCUGUGCGGUGGAUGGCUGCGAGGACAACGAUGCGCUCAAUGACCUCUUAGGUGCGUUCCUGGUUGUCUUGUGUCUGCGGAAAUCGCUCGCCUGCUCCAUUGCGGAUACUGGUUGCUCCAUCGACAUCGGAGAUUGCGCAUCAGACGGAAGCCGGGGCAAUUACGGCUCCGACACCACCACCGACACCGAUUCCGCGGGCUACCUGACGACACCGACAAUCACUCCCACAACCGACAGCAUGUACCCCUCGAUGACGACGAGCGAGACCGAAUGCGCCAUUGAAGUGGAGGCUUGCAACGAUGACACGGAGUGCGUAGACUGCGCCACGUCGUAUGCUGCACUCGUGGAGGGAUGCAUUGAGUCAGCGGGUGGUACCACCUGCGACGAUCUUGAAGGAGCUGUGUGCUGUGCGGUGGAUGGCUGCGAGGACAACGAUGCGCUCAAUGACCUCUUAGCCUGCUCCAUUGCGGAUACUGGUUGCUCCAUCGACAUCGGAGAUUGCGCAUCAGACGGAAGCCGGGGCAAUUAUGGCUCCGAUACCACCACCGACACCGAUUCCGAAAUCGAUAGUACGACCGACAUCGAUAGUACCGCUGCUGACGACGGCGAGAGCACCAGCAGCACGCCCCUCCCCAUCGGCGAUGACGACGAAGACGAGAACGACGCGACCGAAGACGCGGACCCGACCAACACCGAGUCAUCCGCCACCCGUUCCGCUGCGGCAAAGGGAGGUUCGGCCUUUCUUUGGCUGAUCGCCACCGCUGCACCCAGCCUCUGGCGCCGCUUCUAGUAACGAAUCCUAGCAACUAUCCCACGUAGCGAGACGCUUCGCCAAACACACCAAUAUUUAUCAACUCCUGUAGUCCUCUUCACAUUUGCUGCUGGUUGGUGGUUUGAGCCAGUUCUUUGAUGAACGCUUGAGUGCGUGCGGGUACUACUCGAUGCCGCUGGCAGGACGAAGCUUCGUAACGGUGACUAGUAUGUUUGCGCGGCAGAUUGGCGUGCUGGAGCGGGAAACAGCAGGGCCCUCACUUGUGAUGUCCUUAUUUUACGCCGAAAGACAGUUGUAAAGUAUGGAGUCGGCAAUUUAGGGGGCAUGGGUCAACGAAACCUCUCUCUCCAACAUCUUCGCGUAGGUAGUCCCAGUAGGAGUAUCUCACGCUGUUGCCUCGUAGAGACAGUGAAGUAAGCUUCUUCGUGCCCUUUUUGCGUGGUUCCCUCGGAUCGAAGUGAUGAUCUGUAGAGUGAAACUAGUCCUGUGUGGGUAGGAGGUGCACGGCCGGGGCGUACGUUGAUUCUGUGGGGAUGGUCGUCCAUCACACGGAUUUUUUAAGAGUAUAUUCAAGCUACGUACAAGGUCUCCCUCAGGACGCGGGUGUCAAGCGUUCCGUGGGUAUGUACAAUGCUUGACGAAUGUGUGUAACUUCCAUGGAGAUAAAAUUUUUUCCAUGGUGAGCUGGGUGAGUUUGAAUUCCAUGGAACCACACCAAGUGACUUCCAUACACGUUUAAAGAACUUCACUGCGUGAACGUUUAGAUAGGCAAGAUUCACGAGGGACUUGCAAGGAAGCUGAACUCCCAUGGAAGCUAGUGGAAGUCGACAAGCUUAUUCUCGGCCGCUUGGUGGGUUCCAUGAAACCAAAUUCACCAACUUUCAUGGAAAUCAGCCCCGUUCUCGCAGCUUUUAGCAAGUACCACUUGCGACUUCCAUGGAAAAUGUUUUGGCGUAAAUUCCGUGGAAGUUUGUCGCCCGAGUCCAUCUUCCAAUGGAAGUUUGUACGAGGAUCUUCCAUGACAAUCUUUCACUCUUUGGAAUUCCCGCUUCCUUCCAUGGAAGUCAUCGUGACGGACGUAGAGGAUAUUGCAUCGAAAGCAUUCAGCAGCAUUGAGGUUUCGGCAGGUUUGACCGCGCAUCCGUUGCAGACGUCGGCGGUUGAAGAAACAUGACAAAAGGCUGGGACGUGUUAUCGGCUAGCGAAACCUCUACUAUGCGUGUGCGCAUGCCCCAUGUCGUGCCGGUGCAGUGCGGGCGGCGCCUAGGGUGUUUUUUUUGGACAAGGGCUCACCGCCGCCCUUAAUUUUCUUUCUUUUUCUUGAACGGUGGAGGCAUCAGGAGCUGCAUCUAUCCACACUCGCCGUUCCGUGCCUUCUCGACAGCAGUGAGGUAGUUUUGGCUCUGGCCCUACUAUUCGAGACCACCUCCUCGAUGUGGUAAAUGGCCCGAUGUUUUUGCGGUGCUUGCCGCAGACGUCAUGGGUAAUGCCCUGCCUGUUCACUAGCUACUCUGCUUAUGCGGUCUGCAAGUGGAAGCACUAUGGAGACACGUUUGUUGCCGUCGGUUUUUGCGGUGGGGGGUUCCACUUAGUUCCAAAAUUUUGUUCCCAAGUGUCC
This is a messenger RNA of Ectocarpus sp. CCAP 1310/34, 3761 nucleotides long. The record is from the annotation of a GenBank genome assembly. Lineage: Eukaryota; Phaeophyceae; Ectocarpales; Ectocarpaceae.